This is a messenger RNA of Peromyscus californicus insignis, 5544 nucleotides long. It is a transcript of the gene Ska3, whose product is annotated as spindle and kinetochore associated complex subunit 3. The transcript has 9 exons. The coding region runs from base 9 to 1262 and encodes 417 amino acids. Lineage: Eukaryota; Metazoa; Chordata; Mammalia; Rodentia; Cricetidae. The record is from RefSeq and is a predicted model, not a curated record. Gene Ontology annotation, biological process: mitotic cell cycle; chromosome segregation. Gene Ontology annotation, cellular component: outer kinetochore; spindle microtubule.
CUCUCAGCAUGAACCCUAUCCAGAGUUUCCACUGUAAGCUGCGGGGUCUGGCCGCCGUGCUGGACGGCGAGGCGGCCCGGCUGCUGCGAGCGCUGGACGGCGAGGACGGCGACUUGGAAGAUUCGCCAAUGAGAAUUUUAUAUGACCUUCACUCAGAAGUUCAGACUCUAAAGGAUGAUGUUAACACUCUUCUUGGUGAAGCAAGAUUGGAAAGUCAAGAAAGCACACGUUUCAUAAAGGCAACAAAAGUACUGAUGAAAAAAAAUUCAGCAGACAUCGUGAAACUGAGGGAGUUUUUCCAGAAGUAUGGCUAUCAAGCACGUGACAAGGAAGAGUCAGUAUGUGAGCACAAAGUCAGUGCCUCGGCCUCAGAGUUGGCUGUGUGUGACGACGUUCAGAAGCCUGCUGUGGGGGACGAGCCGUCUGAUCCAUGUGUUCCGAGCACUUCUGUCUCUGAGAAGCCCCUACGCAGCCCACAGCUUUCAGACUUUGGACUGGAGCGGUACAUAGUCUCCCGAGUCCCACCAAACCCUCCCCAGACAGCUGACAGCCUUAAAGAAGAACGCAUAUCUGAAACCCCUCCUGCCAAAGAUUCUUCUGUCACAGUGCUAAAGACUCCCCGGUGUGCUCUGAAGAUGGAUGAUUUUGAGUGUGUAACUCCUAAAUUAGAACACUUUGGUAUAUCUGAAUACACUAUGUGUUUAAAUGAAGAUUAUACCAUGGGACUUAGAAAUAUGAAGAACAUGAAAAGUUCCCCUCUGAAUAGUGCCAGUGGAGAGGCCAUAGGGACAGGGCCUGUGACCAGUGAGAAUUCUUUAGCCAUUCCUGGUUCCAUAAUCGAGCAGCUGGAAAAAACUGAUGCUGAAUACACAAAUUCACCAUUGCCACCUAAAUUAUGCACUCCUGGUUUGAAAAUUCCGUCUACAGUGAACAGUGGAGCUUUGGUAUAUAAAAAUUAUCCAAAACCAAAUAGUUCAUCAAGUGAUUUGGAAGUUAAAGACUGUGAUCCAUUAAUUUUAAAUUCAGAUGAAUGCUGUGAGAAUUUUGCAGACCCCCCUUCUACAAUUACUUCUUGUGAAAAUAUCAGAACACCUUCUCCUCCAGAAGUCACUGCAAUUCCAGAAGAUAUUCUCCAGAUGUUAACAAAGCACAACUCAAACCUAGCUACUCCAUUGGAGGUAAAAGCAAUGCCAUCCAGGAAAGGCUUCCUCAGGUACGGGGGGCAGAGCAUCCGAGGUGCUGCCAAUAAGGAAAACUGGUGACGCCACUGCAGAACGCACCUGUGUUACUACCCGAGGCAUUUGAGAAUGGGAAUUCUAGUGUGGAUACAUCCAAUAAAGAAGCUGGACAGCAACGGGGAAGCAAGCUGGACUUAAGUUUUCUCGAAUCUUCUAUUUGAAAUUUUAGCUGGUUAACACAGAGAGACCAGUGAGAUGGAAUGAGGGCUCACGGCUGGGUCUUUCUUCUUUCAGUUUUUGUUUUAUUUCAUUCUUACAUUAAUGUUUCUGUUCCGCCAGCUUGUGUUGGCCUCUCUAGCUUGGCCACCCAGCAGAUCUGAACUUCAUUCUUUCUGGAAGUUCUGGACACCUACCCUGAGCCAGGAGCCUUGGGAACAUCUUGAUUCUAGACCUAUCUAAUAUCCUUCUAGGCCCAAGAUUCUUCUGAUCCAAGAACAGCUAGAAAGUGGUUCUCUUUAAGUUCAUGACAGUGCUUUUAGGAAAGUCUUGCACUGCCACCAGUAGGGGAAUGAGGAGCUGGUGUUCUAGAGACCAGCUAAAAUUCUGAGAGGAAAUAAUCGGCAAAUACCAUCAGGUACUUAAUGGGCUUAGGGAAUUUUCCUUUUUUUUUUUUUUUUUUCUAACCCCCCGAGACAGGGUUUCUCUGUGUAGCCCUGGCCGUCCUGUGUCCCAGAACUCUCUAUAGACCAGGCUGGCCUUGAACUCAGAGAUCCAUCUGCCUCUGCCUCCCAAGUGCUGCGAUUAAAGGAAUGUGCCACCACCGCCCAGCAGCUUUAGGAAAUUUUGUGUGGCAUAAGGAUUAUUCUAAUUAUGCAUUGGAAAUUAAGUGGAAGAAUUCCAGGAUAAUUCUAAGUAUUUGUAUAAAUUUGUUACAUAAUAAAACGAUUUUCAGAGUAAAACUCUAGCCCACCUUUUGUGUGCUGCUGACUCUGAAAUUUUUUUCAGCCCUUUUCACUACAUGGCGUUUGUGGCCAUGAAUCCACAUAACUGAGAGACUGCUGAGGGGGUGAAGAGUGGCUGGGGAGAAGGCUCCGUGGCUAAGAGUGCUUGUUGCUUCCAGGUACCCAUGUGGUAGUUCACAUCCAUCUAUAACUCCAGUUCCAGGGCAUCUGAUGCCCUCUUCUGACUUCAUGGGCACCGGGCACACAGCUGCGGUACACAUACUACAUGCAAGCAAAACAUAAAAUACAAUGAGUAAAUCUAAUACAAUUUUUAAAGAAAAGUGGGAAGAGCAGAGUGUUCUAGCAAAGGUCAAGAGAGGCUAGUGACGCAGGAAGAAGGAUUUCAGGCAGAGCGGUCGUUCGUUUCGGUGCUGCCGAGACUACGGAGGCUUGAGGUUUGGGGGUCAGGGUUGUCAAAGUUGAUGUUAAUUCUUGACGUGAAGUUUGGGGUGGACUGAUGAAAACGGGCUGGGGGGGCGGGGAAAGAGAGCAGGUUUGGGAACUCUGGAGUUUUGCUAAACAGUUAAAAAAUGGAUGGGGCUAGAAGGGAAAGACAAGACAGGUUUUUUCAAGGUUAGUGGUAGACCUUGGCCCCUCAGACUAUAUAAAUGUGUUCCCCUGAGCUUCACCCUCAGCACUUCCCUACUCGCCAUAGCUUGUUACUUGGAAUGAUGCUUCUAGUUCUCAAGCUGCACACGCUGUGGUCUUUCCAGGGUGUUUUCCCAUUGUUCUUUUUAAAUGAGAUCCAAGAUCUUUACUGUGGCCUAGGUGAUUGCUCUCCUGCAAUGGGUGCCUUAGCCACACCAGUUUUCAGCUUCCUGCCUUGGGUCUUACACUUUUCUGCCGACUCUUCUUCAUUCUCUUAUGUCUUCAGUUGACAGUUGACAUUGUUUGCCUCCUUCUCUACACUUAAGAACUUACGGCUCACUGGGCGAUGGUGGCACACACCUUUAGUUCCAGCACUCAGGAGGCAGAGGCAGAUGGAUCUCUGAGUCCAGGGCCAACCUGGGCUACAGAGCGAGUUCCAGGACAGCCAGGGCUACACAGAGAAAUCCUGUCUCGAAAAUCCAGGAAAAGAACAACCAAACAGCAUAGCAAACUCUGGCACAGUGCUGGGGGAUAUGUGCAGAGGCACACCUGGAGCCAUGUGGAGUGAGUCUACCUGGACACAGCCCACACAGGCCCUACCUAGACAGGUAAGAUUCCUCCAUUGUGAGCUGGAGGCCAGCUAGCUAUGCCAGGGACUUCCCAUAUAAAUGAUCAUAAACAGCUGUGCUUUACGCUACUUGGAGUUGGUUGUAAACAAUGAAGAGGGUUGGUUCCAGAUCCCAGCUCUUGAAUGCUGUAUUGUCUGUCACACUAAGUAGAACUUAUACUGUUUAUCUGAGUGUAAACUCAUAUUCACCUCCCACAAGGCUGCCUGCUGGACCCUUGCUUUCUGUGGCUUUUACCCUUGUCUCAUGCUUGCUUAACUAGUGAUCGUAUCAGUUACUGAGAUUUUAUUGUCAUUUUGAUUCUAAAUGCUGUUUAUGUAAUUCUUACAUUGGAGGUAGGCAGGUGGCAUUUCAGAAGAGGAAACAAGCAUUAUUUUCCUCAUGUCCUAUUUUACACGGUAUUGCAAAGCUCCGAUGGUCUCUAAAAUCUGGUAUGUUCUCUAACUCAGUUCUCACCUUGGCUGCAUAAUCUGGUAUUUCUACCUCCUCCUUUGAUUAUUGCCAACACUACAUAAAAAGUUGAUGAGAACCCUGGGGUGUGGCUCAGUGGCUGUGCUUGCCUAACAUGUGAAGGACCCUGCGUUUGAUUCCCAGCACCACAAAAGGUGCAUGUGGCUCUUCUGUUUACUGAGUCCUUUAUCUGGAGUAGAAAUAUCAUCUCACAUUUUUGGGAGUUGGGACGGGCUCACACCAUCUCCAGAAUUGUACCACGUGGUUUCAGCAGUUACCUUUUCAUGACACUUACUCUUUUCAUCCUCAUGUUUUAAGGUUCUGUCUCUGAUCUUUAAGUCACCUGUUGUCACUGCUGGAAAGUCUGACUGCAGUGAAUCAGAAACAAGAAACAGUGUAAGUUUUCUGUCGGUUUCUGAUUACUAUCUGAAAAUUCACCUCAUUCACAUUCAAAUUUUAGUUGGGUACAACCAGACCUCUAAGUCCAAUAGCAGGAUGUUGAGAAGUUCAAGGCCAUCCCGAUCUACAUAGAGUUCACCAGGACUACAGCGAGACACCAUCUCAAAAAAUGUUUUUAUUUAAGUUACUGUACAUGAAGUUUCCUUGGAAGUGGUUAAAGCAGCUGAGUAGGGUUAGGACAUCAGAAUAGCUUAAGGUGCAGAGCAGAAGGGCAGGCACGUUUCCCUCUAUGGAAACAGCUGACACUGGGCUGUGUGCCAAGUUCUCAGUCACCUGGCUAGGCAUGCCAGGCAGUGGUGGCGCAUGCUUUUGAUCCCAGCACUCAGGAGGCAGAGGCAGAUCCAUGAGUUCAGAGCCAGCCUGGUCUACAGGGCAAGUUCCAGGAUAGCCAGGGCUAUACAGAGAAACCCUGUCUUGAGAAACCAAACCCAAAAUGUCUCACCACAGCACCUUUCCAGGGUAAUGACUGUAACAUUCCCAGAUGAACUGCUUAUUAAAAUGACUUGUGUUUAGUAUUAAUAAUGCUUUGUGCCGGGUGUAGUCCCCCAUGCCUUUGAUCCCAGGAUAGAAAGCAGAGGCAGGUCAGAUCUCUGAAUUCUAGGCCAGCCUGGUCUACACAGUGAGACCUUAUCUCAAAAACAAGGGCUACAGAGAGCACUUGUUUUUUUUUUUCAGAGGAGUUUGGUUCCCAGCAUCCACAUGCAGACUCACAGCUAAUUGUCUGUAGUGCCAGUUCUGGGGGUCUAACACUACCGUCUGACCUCUAAGUGGACCAUGCAUCCACAUGAUAGACAUAUGCAGGCAAACACUCACACAUCAAAUAAAAAUUGUAUGUUCAGAUGCUCUGUGGGCCAGUGAGAUGGCUCAGUGGGUAAAGGUGCCUGCUACCAAGGCUGACAACCUGAGUUUGAUCUCUGAGACUCAAUGGUGGGAGCAGAGAACCAAUUCCCAAGAGUUGUCCUGACUCACACUCCCCUUCCUCCAAACAAAUAAAUAAAUAAAUGUAAUUUAUCUCAAUCUUAGGUUUUAGCUUACUGCCCCUAGGAAUUUCCUCAUUUGGGGGGAAAAAAGAAUCUAAUUUUUGUCUUCCAAGAAUGGUUACCUGGUCAAGAUUAAUCCUAAUAGGAUAAAUACUUUUAGAAGCUUAUUUGAUUGCCAGCCCUAGGAAAUCAUAGCCAUUGGCAAGUGUUUAAGGCAACAAACCAGACAAGCCGUCAUUCUGCUACUCUCAACCACCUUCAA